Molecule: messenger RNA, 2145 nt
Organism: Helianthus annuus (common sunflower)
Lineage: Eukaryota; Viridiplantae; Streptophyta; Magnoliopsida; Asterales; Asteraceae
Product: COBRA-like protein 10
Exons: 2
Coding region: 1-1971 (656 amino acids)
Biological process (GO): cellulose microfibril organization
Cellular component (GO): membrane
Source: RefSeq, a predicted model, not a curated record
AUGAGAGUGCCAUGCAAAUCAUGGCUUCUCCUAUUUCUUUAUCACAUUUAUAUAACUACCGCUCAGGAUGAGGCAAUCACCCUACCAAAGGUGGUCGAAACAUGUAACGGUAUCUUCUUACAAUACACCUUCGAUUCACGACAAAAAGAGUACCCACAUGUCAAAAACGCGACAGCGCAAUCGUGGGCGUUCAAAUCACAAUUAAUAGUCGUUAACACAGGCACAACCGAGUUGAAAUCAUGGGAAGCGUUUAUCGGUUUUCAGCAUGACGAGAUCUUGGUGUCUGUUGAUGGUGCAACGGUUCUUAAUGGUGAUAGUUUUCCAAUGAAGGUGGAUAAAAAUGGGACGCGUAUGACUGGGUAUCCGCAGGCGGAUAUGAAGACCGCCAUUGAUACUGCUAACGAUUUAGCGCAGAUGUCCGCUAAGGUUAAGAUCAAGGGGACCAUGUUUGGAGUGAAGAUUGGCGGGAACGUUAUGCCGAAGAAUAUUAAGAUUUUAAACGAAGGGUUUAAGUGUCCUAAAGCUACAACCAAAGACAAAUUGAUGCAUGUAUGUUGCACAAAAGAUCCUAAAUACAAAAAGAAGAAAAAGACAGCACUCAAGUUCUUCCCUCGUCAAAAAGCCGAUCUCUCCAUAUUAUACGACGUUAAGCAGGCGUAUAAAAGCAGUUAUCAAGCUGAAGUAACCAUCCAGAACCACCACCCCCUCGGCCGCCUCGACCACUGGAACUUAACCUUCGAAUGGAUGCGAAACGAGUUCAUAUACGACAUGCGUGGUGCCUUCACUCGUCGCAGAGAUGCUUCCGAAUGCCUCUACAGUGCCGCGGGACAAUACUACCAAGACCUUGAUUUUUCCAAUGUCAUGAACUGUCAAAAAAAACCUGUAAUUUCCGACCUCCCACCGACCAUGAAAGACGACGAAAAGGUCGGAAAAUUACCAUACUGUUGCCGUAACGGAAGCAUACUUCCGAAAAUCAUGAACCCAAUGAAAGACAGAUCGGUUUUUCAGAUGAAUGUUUGGAAACUUCCUCCUGAUAUGAACCGAACCGCAAUCAACCCACCACAGAAUUGGAAAAUCGAAGGGUUUGUUAACCCGCAUUACAGAUGUGGGCAACCCGUUCGGAUCGACCCGACAGAAAAACCCGACCCGAGCGGGGUUGAAGCCGUAGUCACCGCAAUAGCUACUUAUCAAGUGGCUUGUAAUAUAACAAAACCAAAGCGGAAAAUGGCACAAUGUUGUGUGUCAUUUUCGGCUUAUUACGCCGCAUCAGUCGUCCCAUGCAACACGUGUGCAUGCGGUUGCGAGGAUGAAGAUACGAGAAAAUGUGCCGAGGACGCACCAGCGCUUCCACUUCCUGCGGAAGCGCUGUUGGUCCCGUUUGCUAACAGAACUAUUAAAGCAAGGGCGUGGGCGAAAAUCAAGCAUUUUGAUUUACCAAGAAAGUUACCGUGCCCGGAUAACUGUCCGGUGAGUUUGAACUGGCAUGUUGAUAGUGAUUAUAAAACCGGGUGGACCGCGCGGGUGACGAUGUUUAACUGGAACCGACGGCCAUUUGAGGACUGGUUCAUGGCUGUUCAUAUGAAGCGGGCGUUCGUAGGGUUUGAAAAUGUUUAUUCAUUUAACGGAACGAAAUUGCCAAAGGUGAACAAGACGAUUUUUAUGCAGGGGUUGCCCGGUUUGAACUACUUGGUCGGGUUGAAGAACGGGUCGAAAAAAGGAGAACCUCCAGUGCCCGGAAAGCAACAAUCAGUGAUAUCGUUUUUGAAGAAACGUACACCGAGAAUACGAGUAGCACGUGGAGAUGGGUUUCCGACAAGGGUCGUGUUUAACGGUGGAGAAUGUGCAUUGCCUAGAAGAUUGCCAAAACGUUCUGAUGGACGUCGCAGAUCCCCAAUCGGGUUGUUUCCAGCUGGUCUUGUUGCGUAUGUGACGUUUAUUGUGAUUAGUUAUUAUCUUCCGUUACACACAUAAAUGUAGUUUGUAAAAGGAUUAUGAUCUUCCAGUUCUGCAUUCUUCUUCGUACAAAGUACUCUCAGAUGCUAAUUUAGUUUGUAAAAAUAUUCCAGUUUCUUUAAAAGUCAAUGUAUUUUCUUAAAUACUUUACAUAUAUGUUACAUAGCAUAACCUAACUAACCAGUGACUUAU